This is a messenger RNA of Morchella importuna, 513 nucleotides long. RefSeq lists its product as uncharacterized. Bases 1 to 513 code for a protein of 170 amino acids. The record is from RefSeq and is a predicted model, not a curated record. NCBI's taxonomy places the organism in Eukaryota, Fungi, Ascomycota, Pezizomycetes, Pezizales, Morchellaceae. The transcript is spliced from 3 exons.
AUGACAUCCCCCACCCCCAGCCCACAUGCCACUCCACCCCGCCUCCGCCGCAACGUCUCUCCACCCAUCACCCCAGACCGCCCCCGUCUCCCCGCGCAAGUCCAUCUCCACCGGGCCGCCUCCCGUCGCGCCAUGUACGCCCAGCGCCUCGCUGAGCACGAACGCGUGCCUAUAGACAUGCAGGAAAGGUAUAGGACAAACUUCCUCAGAAUCGCCGAGGAGGAGUAUUUGGCGACUGGUGGGGUCCACGAGUGGCAGGAGUGCUUGGUCCCUGUCGUUGAUAUCCGUCUUGAGCCGGAGGUACCUGUUGCUUCGCCGCGGGUCUGGGUUGGACAGAGGGUCCCUGUUGCUUUGCCAGUUGUUGGGCGCCCAGUUGGUGGUAUUUGGAGGGUUUGGGGUGCUAUGAGGGGGGCGUUCUGGAUCGUUUGGGGCCGCGCUGGUGAUGUUAUGCGAGAGGUCCUUGGGCGGUGGAAAAUAGAGUAUGAGCAGGAAAAGGUCUUUGGUUUGCUGUAA